Neurospora tetrasperma FGSC 2508 is the source of this 2762-nucleotide messenger RNA. RefSeq lists its product as uncharacterized. Gene Ontology annotation, biological process: positive regulation of TORC1 signaling; cellular response to amino acid starvation. The transcript has 5 exons. The record is from RefSeq and is a predicted model, not a curated record. Bases 1 to 2607 code for a protein of 868 amino acids. Gene Ontology annotation, cellular component: Seh1-associated complex; nuclear pore outer ring. Gene Ontology annotation, molecular function: structural molecule activity; protein binding. Lineage: Eukaryota; Fungi; Ascomycota; Sordariomycetes; Sordariales; Sordariaceae.
AUGUCCAAAUUCAGCCAAUACCUAGGCGAUCCGCCCGCCAUUGACGGCAAGUCUACCAUAGACUCCAUUGUGAACCAUGGCCAUCAGGAUCUGGUCCAGGCCGUUGCAUUCAACAGCUACGGCGACCGUUGCGCGACCGGAUCCGUCGACGGCAAGAUUCGCGUCUUCAACAGACACAAAGAUGGCAAGUGGCGCGUUUGCGAUAGCUGGAGUGCCCACGGCGGUGAGAUUCUAGAGCUCCAAUGGCUCCCCCCAACCAUCUACCCGAACCUCCUUGCCUCCCUCGGCAUCGAAGGUCGCUUCAAGCUCUGGGCCGAAAACCCCUCCGCCGCCCCUGGUCGUCGCUUCGGCGUCAACCUCACCGGGCACGGCGGGCACCAUGGUGGCGCCAACACCCUUUCGUCUCGUCGUGACGUCGGCGGUGGCCUCUCCUCUCUUUCCUCAGGCGACAGCAAACCCACGCCGGCCUUUGACUACCGUAACCCCAAAUCGCCCAUCCGCUCCUUCAGCCUCAAACACAACGACGACACGCGACACACCUACCUCGCCCUUUUAUCCGUGGACGGCACGCUCGAAGUCCUGGAAAACGAAACACCAGAGAACAUCACCGAGUUCUCCCGCAUCGACCAAUUCACCGUUUGCCCAAAACCCUCUCGCGGUGAGGAGACCUCCUUCCGAGUGCGCUUUGACCCCAACCAGGAUGUGUGUUACACCGCUUUGCGGGCGGGCGUGCCCACGGAUGCGCUGGGACUGGUGGUGGCGGCUAUGGAUUCGGUCAAGGUGUAUAGGACUAGAGACACGGUCAGCGCUAGCUUGGGCGUGGCCACGGCUGCGAAGGAGUUCUAUCUCGCUGCGGAGAUCAGUCCGAAGGAUCCAGUUGCGGGGCAUAGAGGGCUGGUGAGAGAUGUGGCGUGGGCGCCGGGGAAUAUUAGGGGUUACGAUAUUGUGGCGACGGCGUGUCAGGAUGGAUACGUGAGGGUCUUUGGACUGUCGACGCCGGCGCUGCAAAUGCAAGCACAAGGGAUGGAAGGAACCAAGGGAUGGGGAGUGGGGGAGAUGAGGAAGCAUCAGGAGGGGAGGCGAGAAGAAGGCGGUGGUGGUGGGACUGCUGCGGCUAGAGCUUUGGCGGGCUCGGCGGCGCAGCAUGGCGGUGGGCAGGAUACCCAUUUGAAGUCAGGAAUUAGGGCUGGGUUGGCGGAUCAGUCGAGGUUGAGUGGGACCGCGGGAGAUAGGUUGAGGCUGGGUGGGCAGCAGCAGCCGGGCCAGGUUAGACAUGUGGUCACGGAAGUUGCGAGGCUUGACAGUCAUCGGACGCCGGUGUGGAGGGUGGGGUUCGAUGAUGACGGGCAGAUUUUGGGCAGCGUGGGUGAUGAGGCUAUCACUAUGUCGGCUUUGAGCCUUCCCGCCCGAACUCCGAGCGGCGAUACAGCAUGCCUCGAACCUCCAUCCAACAACAGGCUCAACGCUUCCGAGCGUGUCCUCGGUUCACCCGGCCGCCGACGCUUGAACAUCCCCAAUACACGCAUUUUGUCAAGUCUGGAAUCUUACGGCUUUUCAACGUCUUCGUUUUUGCGAAGCAGUGAGGAGUCAGUUGGUUCUCGUCAGCGCCAUAGACUUAACCCAACCGCUAUGGAGGGUGCGUUAAGAGAUCUCUAUCGGGAGCAGGAAGCGGCAAAGAACAAUGAAGUCAUCGAAUGUGAAACUCAGCCCUCGGUGGCAGGUGGUAACAAAAGUAUCAAAAUCACCGAGCAGGAGUUGACCAAGCCCGAGGUCGAGCACAUUGAGGAUAUUGAGCACAGGAAGACGCCCAGCCUCAAUGGCAGCGACGCCAAGGAAAUCAUCGCCGAUAUCUCAGCCGUCAACACAGAGCUCAUCAUCAGCUUGGCCAAUGCUGCCCUGCAUAUGGGCAAAAGUAACAGCUCCACGCUCCCCAGACAGCGUCUAAGUUCAGCCGGACCCAACAAUCCAGGAGCAACACCCUUCCCCUCGCUUGACCUAGCUCCCUGUGGUCGCGCUCUGGCCUCCUCCAAAGCCGGGCUACUGUCGGAAGAAGCUCCCAGUAACUUAUCCACUCAAUGUCUGCCGCACAAUGACAGGAAGCCAUCAGGGCCUUAUCCCCGCCAACAGUCAAAAAAGAAGAGCUCGAUUCUUAGGCUUCUGCGUUACAUCUUUCGCAGACCUAUCAAAGCCAAGAAGUGGGUUGUUCGCAAGUUUCGUGCAAAGAGGAAGGGGGUCUCGAAGAGAUUCAAGACAAAGACCAAGGCCAGGAAGGAGAAGAAGAAGAGGAUCUUGGAGUUACCUAAGGUUGAGGACACUACUGUUGCCCCAGUUACCGGUGAGGAAGUUGAAUCUGUCAUUGUGCCUGUUACCGUUCUCGAGAAACCCGCUACAGCCCCUGUUACUGCUAUAGAGGUCGAUGCUGUCAAGGCAGAGCUGAAGGAAGUUGAACAAAUUGCUAAUGAUGAGCAUGUGUCGGUUGCUGAAAAGGAACUGACAAUCAAAGCUGUGGUGGAAAAGAAGAUCGGGUCAGAUGAGGGAAGUGUCGAAGAGGUAGAGGAUAUUACGGUUGAGAUUCAUGUGGUUGAUGCUUCUACUUGUGUUGCAUGAUUCUAAUGGCUUCUAAAAGGGUGUUCACUUGCGUCUUGACGAAGUUGGCACUUCAAAGUAUGUUUAUAACGCAGUUUAGGUUUGCUAAGGAGUAGUUCAAGCACCAGUAUCAUGUAUACCAAAACGGACAGGGGUUAUGCACCUCCAUAAGCUAC